Molecule: messenger RNA, 1845 nt
Organism: Benincasa hispida (wax gourd)
Lineage: Eukaryota; Viridiplantae; Streptophyta; Magnoliopsida; Cucurbitales; Cucurbitaceae
Gene: BRC1
Product: TCP family transcription factor
Biological process (GO): regulation of secondary shoot formation
Cellular component (GO): nucleus
Molecular function (GO): sequence-specific DNA binding; DNA-binding transcription factor activity
Source: RefSeq, a predicted model, not a curated record
UAGUUUUAACCCUUUCCAAACCCCAAAUUGCUCUUCCUCUCAUCUUCUCUUUCCCUUUUCAUAACUCUCCCUUUCAACAAACCCCUCCCCUUCCAUUUCCAUUGCUAUAUCCCCCUCAAGGUCUUGUCUUUCUCAACUAUCCCUAAAUUCCCUCAACUCUCCUUCCUAAAUUAUUGCCAAAUAUAUAUGUAUAUCUUUGGUCUUUCUCAACUUUCUUAGCUAAACCAUAUGAGGUUUAUCUUGCAGCUAUAUUGGAGGCAGCUUUCUCCAUAUAUAAUUGUCACUCUCAAUUGGCUUCUGUGACAAGGAGAGGUUUUAGUUAUUUCCCCCAAAGUUCUAGUCAUUAUGUUAUUCCUCUAGGGUUUGUUUGUUUGUUUGUUUUUCUUUUUGCAAAUUCCAUAUCAAAGGGAGGAAAAUUAAAAGAGAUAUGUUUGUGUUCAAUAGUUGUAGUAGUAACGACUCCAUCUCUUUCACUGACCAUUCUUUUCUUCACUUUCCUUCUCCUUUUGAUGAUGAUGCUAAUUGUACUUCCUUUCUUCUUCAACAACAACAACCUCAACAUGAUAUUUUUCUUCAUCAUAUUCCAUUGAAUGAAGAACCAGCUGCUACUCCAUCAACAAGAAUUACUAUCAAUAAUAAUAAUGAUGUUCUUCAACAAGACUUGAUGAUCAUGGAGCAGCAAAUGAUUCAAAGGAAAAGAGCUUCAUCUAAGAGAGAUAGACACAGCAAAAUCAACACUCUUCAUGGACCAAGAGAUAGAAGAAUGAGGCUAUCCUUGCCUGUGGCUAAAGAGUUUUUUGGUCUACAAGAUAUGCUUGGUGUUGACAAAGCUAGCAAAACUGUUGAGUGGUUGCUCUUUCAAGCUAGACAUGCGAUCAAGAAACUCUCCAGGGAUCAACAAAACUUACAUCACCACGAUCGCGAUGGUGAUACGAGGAGUCCAUCGUCGGUUUCGGACGGGGAAGUCAUGUCCGGGAUUAUUGACGAAACGACCGUCGUCAAUAACGACAUCAACACCAAAGAAUUAGAAGGAGGACGAAAAGCGACGAAAAAAGAAAAGAGAAGUAGGGUUGGAAGAAAAAUGGCAUUCCACCCCCUCACGAGAGAGUGCAGAGAGAAAGCCAGAGCGAGAGCGAGAGCAAGAACGCGAGAGAAACAACUGCAAAUUGAAGCAACAUCAACAACAACAAAAUUACAACAUGUUAGCAAAAUAAGUUCAUCAUGGAUGAAUACUACCCAAAUGGAAAAUAAUGGUAAUGAGGAGCAAUUAAGAACAAGAAAUGAAGGAAUAAUCAUAGAUCAUGAAACUGAUGAUUGUUUGAUGAUCAUGGGGAGGUGGAGCCCAUCCAAUAACUCUAUUUAUUACAAUUCUCUCCAUAACAACAAUAAUGGAAGUUCCCAAGAGCAUCCAUUUGGAGACUUUCAAUUCUUUGGAAAACCAUGGGAGCCCUACAACAAUCAUAGCAUAUGUUAACUCUACUAUCUCCAAACUGAGACUGAUCCCUUCAGAGAAUCAAUUAUAUACUUUCAAGUGUGUCCAAUAAUGGUAAAUUAUUAUCAUUCUCAUAAUGCUUUGUGUUGCCUCUUCUUCAUUUCUAUCUUAUUUUCCUCUACUUGGAGUGUAUGAUUAUACAUAAAACAUCUUCAUUUUAUAAUGCCAUUUCUUUUCCUAAUUAAACUCUAGAAUGUGCAAACACAAAUUAAUUAGAGGGGAUCAACAGAAUAUCUAGGGUGGUUUGAUAACUAUUUCAAUUUUAUGUCUUGUUUUCAUCUUUAUAAACAAAAGUUUGAAUACUUUGUCAUAUUUACAAGAAGAAGAAAAAAGUUGUUAAAAACUUUUCAAAA